Fragaria vesca subsp. vesca is the source of this 2367-nucleotide messenger RNA. RefSeq names its product CTP synthase 1-like. NCBI's taxonomy places the organism in Eukaryota, Viridiplantae, Streptophyta, Magnoliopsida, Rosales, Rosaceae. Gene Ontology annotation, molecular function: identical protein binding; CTP synthase activity. Gene Ontology annotation, biological process: CTP biosynthetic process; pyrimidine nucleobase biosynthetic process. The coding region runs from base 300 to 1787 and encodes 495 amino acids. The record is from RefSeq and is a predicted model, not a curated record. The transcript has 19 exons.
UCUCUCCCUCCUCUCUCUGUCUCUCUCUCUCUCUCUCUCUCUCUCUCCCUCUUUCUAUGUUUUCUUGCUGUUUAUGAUAUUUCUUGCUUUGGCUUUUGUAUGAUACCUCAUGCUCUUUGCACCUUCUUGUUGGAAUUCAAAGAGAGAGAAAACCAGAUAACGUUCAAAGACACAGCUAGAAUUUCAAGGAACUAGGAAACUCAGCAGCUUUGUUUCUGCCUUGAAACACUGGGACUGUGCUGGAGCUACCCAAAACAGGGCUAGAGCUGUUUGUGUGAAAGAAGAAGCAGGAGAAGAAAAUGAAGUAUGUUUUGGUGACUGGUGGAGUUGUGAGUGGCCUUGGAAAAGGAGUCACUGCUAGUAGUAUUGGUCUUCUCCUAAAGGCUUGUGGACUAAGGGUCACCUCCAUCAAAAUUGAUCCUUACUUGAACACUGAUGCUGGAACUAUGUCACCUGUGGAGCAUGGUGAAGUUUAUGUUUUAGAUGAUGGUGGUGAGGUGGACCUGGACCUUGGAAACUAUGAGCGAUUCCUAGACAUCAAGCUGACCCGUGAUAAUAAUAUAACUACCGGAAAGAUUUACCAGGCUGUUAUAAACAAAGAGAGAAAGGGGGAUUAUCUGGGAAAAACUGUCCAGGUUGUACCUCACAUCACAGAUGCUAUCCAAGACUGGAUUGAACGUGUAGCACAUAUACCAGUUGAUGGAAAGUCAGGCCCUGCUGAUGUUUGUGUUAUAGAGUUGGGUGGAACUAUAGGUGAUAUUGAAUCCAUGCCGUUUAUUGAGGCAUUAGGACAAUUCUCGUACCGUGUAGGAGCUGAUAAUUUUUGCUUAGUUCAUGUCAGCCUUGUGCCUGUUUUGAAUGUUGUUGGUGAACAGAAAACAAAACCAACACAGCACAGUGUUCGUGGACUAAGAUGUCUGGGUUUGACACCACAUGUGAUAGCUUGUCGCAGCACAACGCCACUAGAAGAAAAUGUAAAGACCAAACUCAGUCAAUUUUGCCAUGUUCAGAAAGAGAACAUCAUCACUCUGUAUGAUGUUCCCAACAUUUGGCACAUUCCAUUACUCUUAAGAGACCAGAAAGCUCAUGAAGCAAUCUUGAAAGUGUUUAACCUUCAGGGAUUAACAAGGGAACCUGAAUUAGAACAGUGGACUACUAUGGCUGAAGUUUGUGAUAUGUUGCAUGAGCCGUAUCAGGUGCGCAUUGCCAUAGUGGGGAAGUAUACAAGUCUUUCUGAUGCAUACCUCUCUAUACAAAAGGCUCUUGUGCAUGCUUCUGUUUCUCGUGGCAAGAAACUUUUUGUGGAUUGGGUUCCAUCUGGUGACCUUGAGCCCACAACUGCGAAAGAGAAUCCUGAUGCUUCUAAAGCUGCAUGGAAGUUGUUGAAGGGCGCAGAUGGUAUUCUUAUUCCAGGAGGAUUUGGUGACAGAGGAAUGCAAGGGAAAAUUCUUGCAGUAAAGUAUGCCCGGGAAAAGAAAAUUCCAUUCCUCGGUAUUUGUCUAGGAAUGCAGGCCGCUGUGAUUGAGUUUGCAAGAUCUGUUCUUGGUCUGCAGGAUGCCAACAGCACAGAAUUUGAUCCUGAUACCAAGAAUCCAUGUGUUAUAUUCAUGCCUGAGGGCUCAAAAACACAUAUGGGAGGCACCAUGCGCCUUGGAUCCAGGAGAACAUAUUUCCAGUCUACAGACUGCAAAUCAGCUAAACUAUAUGGAAACAAACGCUUUAUUGAUGAGAGACAUCGGCACAGAUAUGAGGUAUUUAGCAUCCCAAUUCAAAAUAUUGUCUUCUGAGACACUAUUUUGGUAGAAGGAUUAAUUUUUGUUGCAUUUAGGUGAAUCCUGACAUGGUAACACGCCUUGAAACUUCCGGCCUCUCUUUCACUGGCAAGGAUGAAACUGGCCGGCGCAUGGAGGUAUAGUUUACACUUCUGAUCCCUGCAACUUUUAGAUUGAUUUGAUUUGCAUGCACUGCUGAUUCUGAUCCCAUGUUUGGAAAUCUGACAUAAUAGAUUGUUGAGCUACGUAAUCAUCCCUAUUUCAUCGGUGUCCAGUUCCAUCCUGAAUAUAAAUCAAGACCAGCAAAACCUUCUGCUUUAUUCCAAGGUACGUCUCAUUUUAAAAGAUAUGCAUUCAAUUUAUGCUGAUUAACAAAUAUCAGGUUUAACAUUCACCCAACUUAUAUGGUGACCUUUUAAGCUCCUAAAAAAAAAAAACUCAACUUUAUCUUAGCCAAAAGGGCUUCCUCGAAAUUUAAACAGUAGAAACAGGUAAUAAAUAAGGAAUGUAUUGUGCUUCUUGUCAAGUGAAUACUUAUAGACCUGGCCAGGCUGACUCAAUUGACAGUUAAACUCACAAAAGAAAAAAGAAAAAA